Messenger RNA from Cuscuta campestris, 1702 nucleotides. NCBI's taxonomy places the organism in Eukaryota, Viridiplantae, Streptophyta, Magnoliopsida, Solanales, Convolvulaceae. The record is from the annotation of a GenBank genome assembly.
CAGACCACAAAUUGACGAUUUGACGCAGCCCCGCCGCUCCCGACUCUACAACGACGCGGCUCUUCCACGACGCAAUAACCCUCCUCUUCUACGCGUCACCGCUGCGCUACCCUGGGUAGACCAGGCAUUAACGCUUUUCCACAGACGUCCGGGAGCACGUCGGACGAGUGAGGCACUAGAAGCCGUAUAGGUCAAUGUUGUGUGCUACAUCUCCAAAAAGUUGUGAAUUACCAUAUACGAGAUAUUCCUUUUUUUAUCCAAAGAAAUUAUCUCCAGUGAGGAUAAGAGCAUUGGCUUCACUACCGGUGACUAAUGGUCUCAAAGUUGAGUACACACCAUGGUUGAUUGUGGGAUUAGGUAACCCUGGUAACAAGUAUCAUGGAACACGCCACAAUGUUGGUUUUGAAAUGAUUGAUCAGUUAUCUCAAGAAGAGGGCAUUUUGUUGAACACAAUACAAUCAAAAGCUUUGAUUGGAAUUGGUUCCAUUGGAGAGGUACCAGUUGUCUUAGCCAAACCUCAGGCUUACAUGAAUUUCAGUGGAGAAUCGGUUUGUUUUCAGUAACUUUUUUGUUCAUAUAUAAGACUCCAUUGCAUUUGUUAUCUAGCAGUUUUUUUACUGAGGAUAAUUGUUAAGUUGUGCUGAGUCUUAUUUUAGAGAAAUGAUUAAAAACUGAUUCACGAAUGUGAUUUUCUUGUUUCGUAGCUGGAUGUGAAUCCCUUGGGGUGCUACACGUUAUGUAGUGAUCCAAAGCCCCAAUAUCCAAUGUGUGAUACGUAAUCACCAUCCCUUUAGAACCAGAUUUGUGUCAACCCAAACGCCAACUCAAGAGUUGAGGGUUUAGCCAAGCCUUACAUACUGCUUCGAGAUCCCCCUAGGGAUUGGCAUUGGACUCAUUGUUAUUACUUCCGCAUGGAAAGUGCCUCUAAACAUAUAUUCCCUUUUAGAUUUGCUAGUUCAAGCUGUAGGGUUCUACAAAGUGUUAUUAUAUGCAUAUUACUUGCACAGGUGCAGACUUUAUACAAUUCAUUUUUCGUUCAUGCGCUUCUCAUUCAUUGGGGGGUACAUAUUUCUCAUAGAUAAUGCGGGGAGAGAGAGGGUGUUACCUUGAAAAUGCUAAGGAAAAUCAAAUAAGAUUAUAUUUAUUUAAGUGUGCAUGUUGUCUUUGUGUCUGGUUGUAUGUAGUCCUUACCCCUACCCAUAAAAGGUAGAGAUGCUUUUUUUGAAAGAUCCCCAGCUCGCAAGAACAAAAGACAUUAACUAAAACAAUCCAAGUAAAAGUGAAGGUAAACCAAUAGAAAAAUGUGUGUGAGAGAGAGAAUAAAGAUGUACUACCAUGAAAUAAUAAUAUGCUACAUUUCAAAAACCCCACUAUACGUAGCCAUCUACUAUUUUAGUAGACUCGCAACUACACAUAGCUUAAGAAGGAAACACCUAGUAAGCCGACUACCUUACAACCCUAGACCCCCAAAUUAUCCUAUCUUGUAUUGUCUCCUUAGUGAGCUGUAGAAUGCUCAUGUCAUGUCUAAUCACCUCACCACAACUUUUCUUCAGUCUAUCUUUACCUCUCUAAUUUCCUAACAACAACCUAGAUGAAUCUCUUCUUUCCUAUCAUCUUUACUUAUUAUGUGAAUUAUCUAAAGAUUAAGAGUCUGUUUGGUUGAAAGGGAGGGGAGGGGAAGGAAUGAAUGAGAGAGAAUGGG